AUGAUAACUACAAAGAGAAUCUCAACCGGCCGAGAGAAGUUAAGACGAAAUAAUGAAGUAUAUGGUGAAGAAAAUGAAUCUAGUGAUAGUCAAUCUGAUGUUGACAAUAUUCUGGAAAGUGAAAAAGCAUCAAUAAAGCGUUUUCUAAAUGCUAAAUUUGAUAAAUUUAAUGAAAUAAUUAAUCAAGCAUCAAAAAAAGUUGAGAAAUUGAAAAAAACAGUUCUAAAACAUAAACUCGCAAAUAAUGAAUUAACAAGAAAGAAUUUAGAUUACGAAAAUACUUUAAAAAUACAACAAGAUCAAAUAUCAAAAAUUGAAGAAACGAUCAAAGAAAAGGUUUAUAGUGUUCUAGAAAGUGAUUUUCAAUGUUCAAUUUGUAAUGAAUUAAUGGUUAAGGCGUGUACAAUUAAUUGCAGCCAUACAUUUUGCGAAAUUUGUUUAAAUACUUGGUUGAGAGAAAGUAAUGAGUGUCCUCUUUGUCGAACUUCAGUUCAAACCAAAACCCUAUGCCUAUCUAUGGAUAAUUUUAUUACUAAUAUUUGUAAUCUUCUUGGGAACGCAAUACAAGAACAUCGGGAAAAAAUACAACAAGAAAAAUUGGCAGUUUAUGUCCCACGAGUACCACAAAUGGCUCGGAGAGGUCGUAGAAGAAGAGGUAUACGUCGAAAUAUAUAACCUGCACAUGUGUCAAUGAGAAAUAGUGCAAAGAAUUCAUGAAGUAAAUUUAUUAUUAUUAUUAUGAGUAUAAUGUUCACCAAAUCGUUUCCACUGGCACCAACACCGCCAGCGACGACGUUUCCUCCGAACGGUCCAGCAUUACCAACAUCAAUGUCCACCGCGCGAACAAUUUCAAUCUACACGGUGCCGACUUCUAUUGUUACAAUUCAGGAUAACUCGGCUACGGAACCUGACGUGUUGUGUACGCGAUCCAUACAUACAUAUGCGUUGUAAGAAAUAUUUGAAAAAGUGAACGAAUUAAUACCGUCUCACAUUCCAUAACCACAAUAGUUGUACAGUAAGGUUGUGUGUUUCUUAACUGUAAAAUAAAAUAAAGUUUCUUUACAAUAUAAAAUUUAUGUUACUGUAAAUUAAGCUCUAUAAUGUCAUUAAGUAAUAGUGAGGUUUGUUAUAAAUGUAAUCUUGGAUUUCCCGAACUUGAUUAUCCUAUCAAAUGUGAUGGCUGCAAAUUGUCUCUACAUAACAAGUGUUCUGAUUUAGCAGUGAGUGAAAUUAAAUGUCUAACAUUAAAAAAUCGUAGUUUGAAAUUCUUUUGUGUAGCUUGUAAUAAUGGUUUUAGUGAACUCCCCGAACUGAAAUUAAUUAUUAACCGUUUAUUUACUGAAGUAAACGAUCUUAAAACUCAAAAAGACAUGUUUAUACAUCAGAAAAUUCUGAAGAGUUCAUAAUCAACGAAAUAAGUGAGCGUAACAUGAGAGCGUCAAAUUUAAUUCUAUACAAUGUGCCAGAGUCCAAGUCAGAUAACAUAACUGAUAGAAUUGUGCAAGACUCUAAUUUGGUAUGUAAUGUUAUCAGUUCAAUAAGUAGUGGUGAAAAUAUUAUUAAACCUUUAAAAGUUAUCCGAUUGGGUAACCGUGACCAGAAUAAUACUCGCCCGAUAAAAGCUCUAUUUGCUUCACCAACUGAAGCGUUUGAUAUCUUAAAAUCUAAGAAAAAAUUGUUAUCAUUACAACCGCCUUCUAUUAUUCGAAUCAGGUCGGACCGCACGCUGCAUCAAAGGAUUUAUAUGAAAAAACUCCGCUGUGAAUUGGAGACUCGUAAAAAUAAUGGCGAAUCUGAUCUAGUUAUUAAAUAUGUGAAAGGAAUACCGAAAAUUGUUAUACAAAAUAACUGUUCAGUGAAUCUCCGAAAUGAUAAUUUUUUAUAAUUAAUAUUUUUUUUCAAAAUGUUCGUGGUCUAUUAACAAAGAUAAUUUUUUUACGAAAUGCCUUAUUAAAUGUGAAUUAUGAUAUAGUUUGUUUAAAUGAAACAUGGUUAAAUUAUAAUAUUUUUGAUGCGGAACUUGGUUUUAAUAAUUAUAAUUUAUAUAGAGAUGAUCGUAAUUUGUCGUACGGUAAACUGCGUGGUGGUGGUGUGUUAAUUGCAAUAAAUAAAAAAAUAUGUUGUGAAUUAUUAAAAGUUCCUCUUGUAACUGGAAUCGAACAAUUAUUUUUAAAAUUCACUGUAAAUAAAAUAAAAAUAGUUUUAGGUUGUGUGUAUAUUCCACCUGAUGCAACUAUUGAAAUGUAUUCUAAACAAUGUGAUGUUAUAGAAUCUAUAUUUUUAACUAUCCUGAUUACCAUUUUAUUAUUACUGGUGAUUUUAAUUUAAAUAGCUACGAUUGGUCUAUCGACUCAAGUAUUCAAGGUAAUGUCUCUGGAGAUAUACUAUAUAAUUCUUUUGUAAAUCUUUUAAAUUUAAAACAAUGUAAUUACAUUAAAAACUCUUUAGGUCGUACUCUUGAUUGUAUAUUUCUUAGUUCUGAUGUAGAACUUACUUCCAUUGUUCAUUCAUCUGAAUCCCUUGUUCCAAUAAUUGAUGAUUUUCAUCCUCCUUUAGAGUUAAAUAUAAAAUUUACUGAUCCUUUUUACAAAAUUCUUAUGAACUUCCACUAGUGUAUAAUUUCAAAAAUUGUGAUUUCAAUAAAAUUUCUCUUUUUCUAUCUAACAUCGAUUUUGAACUUAAUCUAGACAAUACUUUAACU
Messenger RNA from Daktulosphaira vitifoliae (grape phylloxera), 2701 nucleotides. Its product is annotated as E3 ubiquitin-protein ligase RNF8-like. Bases 1 to 675 code for a protein of 224 amino acids. Gene Ontology annotation, cellular component: site of double-strand break; cytosol; ubiquitin ligase complex. The record is from RefSeq and is a predicted model, not a curated record. NCBI's taxonomy places the organism in Eukaryota, Metazoa, Arthropoda, Insecta, Hemiptera, Phylloxeridae. Gene Ontology annotation, molecular function: ubiquitin protein ligase activity; histone binding. Gene Ontology annotation, biological process: protein K48-linked ubiquitination; ubiquitin-dependent protein catabolic process; double-strand break repair. The transcript has 9 exons.